Phytophthora infestans T30-4 is the source of this 1281-nucleotide messenger RNA. RefSeq lists its product as uncharacterized. The record is from RefSeq and is a predicted model, not a curated record. Gene Ontology annotation, biological process: protein deubiquitination. NCBI's taxonomy places the organism in Eukaryota, Oomycota, Peronosporomycetes, Peronosporales, Peronosporaceae. Gene Ontology annotation, molecular function: cysteine-type deubiquitinase activity. The coding region runs from base 1 to 1281 and encodes 426 amino acids. The transcript has a single exon.
AUGACGAUAAGACUGAGCUCUCGCUUCAGCCUUCGGUCGUUAACGAGUGGCAAUCGCAAGGGAGUUCGUUUCUGGUUUAGCUCAAACUCCAAUAACGUCAAGUCAGAUAACGCUAGAGAUGACCUCGAAGCAGAUGCAGUGGCAGCAGCGCACGAGAUAGACGAGAAGCUCCAGAAGACCAAACAGAGGAGCGAGUCGGGCUGUUCGUACGUCCCACGAGUCGAAUACGGCUCGCCACACCACGGCGUAGAGCGAGAUGCACCUUGGACUACCAACAAGCAGGUAGAACAACACUAUUUAACCCUCGGGUGGACUGUCGUUCCUAUUUGCAAGGACGGCAAUUGCCUCUUCCGGGCUAUUAGCGACCAGCUCUACAAUAACGAGCUGUUCCACCAGGAUAUUCGACGACGACUUGUGGAUUUCAUCGCAAGAGAGGAAACCCACUUCCAACCUUUCGUAGAAGACGAACUGGUCGGUGACUACUGCAGUCGCAUGCAAGAGGACGGCGAAUGGGGCGGCCACCUGGAGCUGUACGCAGCGGCAAUGCUCUUCAACAUCCACAUAGUCGUACACACAGGCCCGGUACGGAGGUUGCGAGUAGCAAACGAAGACGCAGACAAGAAGAGCCAGCCACCCCCUCCGUAUCGGAUACUGCAUCUGCUGUAUAAGGACGAUCACUACAGCAGUCUGCACUCAAACGAAGACGUAAAUGCCAUCGCGCCAGAAGAAUACACAGUCGUCUCAAGCGACAAACGGGAGCGAUCCCCCAUGAGGGCGUUCAAAGGCUCAGACAAGGAGGUCAUCAAGGUCCAGGCGAGCAAAGUUGUAAAUAUUCAAGACCUGACGAAGAAGCCGAACAAUCCCAACGACCCGUCCAGGAAGAACGUCAAGUUUGAAAAAGUUGUCGAAGCCAGACCGCCACCGCGAGAGGGCAAGGCGUUCCUGUAUGAAGAAGAAAAUGUUCCCGAGUGUGGCGUAUUGCUCCCGAAGCAAGUGCUGUUCAAGCGAGGCAAGCGCCGUGUUAGUGGCGCCACGUUGUUCUCUCUCGUUCAUAUACCGUCGGCUAGCAACUUGAAGCCUGUUGUCGAGACGACCUCCGUGUCAACGUCUUCCGAUGCGUCUACCGCAACGUCAUCCAGCGAGGAGCAAGAGGACGACGCAGAAAUACAUUCUUCUGUAGCAGGACGACCCAAACCAAAGGCACCAACACUACGCGCUGUUCCCGUUGAGUUCCCGAGCAAGACUGUUUUCCACAAAGGUCGAACUACCGCUGCCUGCUAG